Messenger RNA from Acipenser ruthenus (sterlet), 5568 nucleotides. RefSeq names its product pre-B-cell leukemia transcription factor 1-like. The record is from RefSeq and is a predicted model, not a curated record. NCBI's taxonomy places the organism in Eukaryota, Metazoa, Chordata, Actinopteri, Acipenseriformes, Acipenseridae. Gene Ontology annotation, molecular function: DNA binding. The transcript is spliced from 3 exons. The coding region runs from base 158 to 562 and encodes 134 amino acids.
UUAAAACACAAAGUUUUCUAACAUUUUCACCCACGAGUGCCUAUUGUUUCUGAUUUCUGAUUGAAAUUCUCAGAGCCAGAGGUUUUCAUGCAGGCAGGUAUAUAAAGGAUAUAAAUGACACAUCUUGAGGUGUUCUAAUAGAUUUGCACACUGCUGUAUGCAUGCAUGUUUAUGUCUCUCUCUGUGUGCGUUUCAGGUUUCUAACUGGUUCGGCAACAAGAGAAUCCGCUACAAGAAGAACAUCGGUAAGUUCCAGGAGGAGGCUAACCUGUACGCCGUUAAAACGGCCGUGGACGCAGCCAGUGUGUCGGCCCAAGCGAGCCAGGCUAACUCACCCGCGACGCCAAAUUCAGGUUCUUCUGCCUCUCAUAACUUGAACUCCAACUCUGGGGACUUGUACUUGACCAUGCACGGCCUCAAUGGGGAUACCUAUCCCAGUUCUCAGGUGACAUCUAACCUGCAGACACAGUCUAACGGCAGCUGGCAGGACGUCACCACCCCUUCCUCUGUGACAUCGCCCCCUGGUGGCCCGGGGAGCGUCCACUCCGACACGUCUAACUGAGAGAUCGAAGAUAAAACUUACAAAAAAAAAAGAAAAAAGCUGAAACAAACAAGAAAACAAACACUCGCCUUCACCAUGGACUGUUUGGACAUCUCUACACAUCCACACUCACCACAUGGGAAAAGAGACGGAGCGGAAGAGAGACAGAAUAAUACAACAGCAACAACACAUACUAAACACGUCUCGCGCUACGGACUGGCGUGUGGUGGAAGGAAAGAAAGCAGAGGCUCCGGGUCAGAGCUCGAAAUAACCGCAGAGCAGAAAGAUCACGCAGCUCUUUUUUUAAAUUUUUCUUACAGCAUCGUUCCCUUAAUUUCAGUAACAUUAACAGUUUUUGGCCGUAGGGUAUAAUGUCACGGAGAGGACUGUUGUGAAUUUUGUGUCUUGGAACUUUUUUAACAACGCAAACGGCAGCAUUUCAUUUAUUAUUAUUAUUAUUAUUAUUAUUAUUAUUAUUAUUAUUAUUAGUAUAUAUUUUUUUCAAAUCAAAUCCCUGUGGCGUAAACUCAAGCAACACAACGACCGCGUGAGGAGCGCCUGCUUCGAGCUCUGCCUCUCCUUCCUGCCGCAGAUCAACAAAAACACAAAAUAAAAUAGAAGAUUUUAAAAACCAGGGUUAAGAUCGCUUUUACAGCUGAUCCACUCCUAAACUACACCCCUCCCCCUCCUCCUACUAUUACUACCAAAUAGAUGUCGUCUUUUCUACAAAUUGUUUUGGUUGUUGCUAUACAGUUUGUUUUUGAAUUUGAUCUUGAACUAAAUUGCCUUUGAUUCUUGUGGUAUUGUUAUUAUCGUUUUAUUGCUGUUUCAUUUUUCAACCCCUUUCCCUGCUUUGCAGAUUUAGUUAUUUUUUUACAUUUUAUCUUCUAUUUUUUUCUUACUGCUGCUCUAUAAAGAUAUUGUGUGGGGUUUGUGCCUGCGAUCAAAACCAGGGUUCAGAUUCACAUAGCAUCAGUAGUGAUGGAUGUCUAUUAUUAUUAUUAUUAUUAUUAUUAUCUGGCUUUGAAAGAAUGUAGUGGCUCAAGUUUAAGCUUUUUUUUUUCUAUGAUACAAUAAAAAAAAUAAACUUACGUACAAACAAAUAUUGUGAAAUACAUUUGUUUUGUCCAAAAAAAAAAAAAUGUUUUAAAUCGUUCUGUUUGAUAAGCUGCCGAAUAAAUACUAUGCAGCUUUUAUAUAACAAAUCCUUUAUUACUGACCUCAGUUAAAGGGGUUUAGAGUUUGGGAGGGGGAGACACAGAGAGAGGCUUCCUUAUUUACACUUUGACAAACGGAAAGGUGUUCCUGAAUCACUGGAUGUCGAACCUGGCUUUGAACACUGAAGGAUUGCUAUUCUACGCGGUCCUGCUGCACCGAGGAAACUGGGGGGGACUUGAUCAAUAACCUUGCAGCUAGCUUCAAGGGUAACAGGACACCAUGCAACAAACGCUUAGCCAAGCCCUCCCUCCCUCCCUCCCUCCCCUGCCAAACUGCAAAACCUCUGCUUGCUUGCAAAUAGUUUUCAAUAUGCUUUAAAACGAACUAACCCUGGGCGUUUUGAUUCGGAAGCACAAUCGUGUUUUGAGCAGCUUUUUUGUUUGUUUUUUCGUUUUGGUUUGCCCCCCUCCCCCAGGAACCCUAUUCUGUAUAUAGAAGCAGCUGUGUACAUGGUCCCUCAUCCCUACAGCCAGAUAUACCUCACUGUUCAGCCCUCUUUAAACCAAUAGAACGCUUUUUUUUUUUUUAGUACCUGCACUCUACCUCCCAGAAUCACUCGCUCGCUCACUCUCACUUUUUUCUCCAUUCUUUAAGUACCCUGGGCUGGCUGCAGCAAGGGAUAUGAUAUGCAGUGGAGGUCAGGAAACUUCCUACCAUGUGGCUCAACAAUGUUCCGCAACAAAUAGCAAGCGGUGAAGCAGCUAGAGCCACCGUGGCCGACACAGGCGCAGCUUCACAGGACUGGACACCCCUGCUUCUGUUCUCUGAAACGGGGGCUUCAGGAAUUCUGCGCUACGUUAGUCCUCUUUAAAAAUGUAACCCUGUAAAGCCGACUCUGCUUGGCUUUUGGAUAAAAUGGUGAGAGGUACAGUCAGUGGUGAGGUUUUUAGUGGUGCUUCAACGAUUAAAUCCAGAAUUAAAAUUUGGGUUUAUUUGAUUCCAGGAAAGGUGUAACUUUCUUCUCCUGAACCCAGUUGACAGUGUCCCCUUGAUUCCUGUUUCCUUUCUUUCUCUGCACGUCUUUGUACAUGCAAGUCAGACCCCAGGGGUUCAGCUGCUGAUUUGUGAAUCUCUUUUUAUUUUUUUUUAUUUUUUCUUUAUGCAUUGCUUUGACUCACUGGCAGUCACUUGCAGAAACCGAAGCAAACAUUCCCCGCUAAUGGUAAACAGGCCUGGGGGUAAAAACAAAUAGCUCCAUGAUUUAUUUCUUUUUGUUGUCGUUCGCUGCAAACGCAGAGCAGCUGUGUUGUUCAGUACAAGGGAGGGUUUGAGAGUUUAGAACAAGCUGGAAUAUAUUCAACCUACAACUCAACACUGCAGGCCUGUGUAGAGAAGAACGUAACGCCACUCAAAACUGAACACCAAGGAUGCAGAUUUUGACCAAGCUAUCGCGGGGGGAGGGGACCCCCCCCCCCCCCCAACCUCCUGCCCCCCCACCACCUCCUGCCCCCCCCCCCCCCCUGGAUUGCAUCAACCACCUGUCUGUGGUUAUCCUAUGGUUACCCCAAUAGGUGGCUGAAGCAAUUCAGCAGGCAAAAGUGCUCCAAUAAAAUCCAGCUGUCAAAUCCCAUAUUGAAAGAGGUACUAUGACAAGCCUGCAGCAGUCCAUGGUUUGUUUGAGCAAGGCAGGAGAUGUACAAAGCUCUGGGCUCUCUGUAUUAUAAGGAUGAAUCUGGAGGACGCUCUGAUCUAAAACACUGGUGAAGAGAGUGGAUUUUUUUUUUUUUUUUUUAAUCAUUUCUCAAAAGGUUUUAAGCUUGAAUGUUUGAUUUCCUGUAUUUUACGACAAGGGGAAAUACACCUUCCAAUGAGACCAAAUUAGAAGAAACAUCUUAAGAUUGAAGAUUGCUUUAACAUGUAUUUAAACUUCUUAUCUUUUCAUUGUUUUGUUACAUACUUUUAAGAAAGGGGGCAUGUCAAUUCUGAGUGUUUCUGUGCCUGACUUCUGCAAAACAGAAACACAAGUCUGAAUGUGUUGUGUUUUUAGAGAGAGAGUUAUAUUUCAGUAGAAAGUGGUUUGGGUGAAGUCUUCCUUUUUUUUUUGUUUUAGUUUUUUUCAAAAAAAUUUUUUUGCUUAGUUACUCAAUUUUUUCUUCAGUUUUUUUUUACGUAGGUUAUAGCAAUAUUACGAAAGUUUAAAAAAAAAAGUUAUUUUGCUAACUUUGGGGCUUGUUUUUUUCUGUUCCAGAGGUCACCAUGCUCAUGUUUUCUCACAGUGAUUUUAGAAGAUGUAUUGAUCAGACAGUAUCCCUUUUGGAGGCUGCAGAGAACUGGUUCCAGGUCAGAUCGCAGGGUUCCAGACUCUUGGGUGUUUUAUGGAACCCUCUUUUUGUUUCUGGAAGAACCCAUGGUUACAGGCGGAACUGGCAAAAGCAAUGAAUUCAAUGAGAAACGUUUCCACUGGAAGUCUUUCUCAGGGUCUUCAGUUAGUUUGUCAUUGGGUUCAUGAAGUUUCUUUUCAUAUUCUAAAUGUAGCUUAGUUGUAAUAGUUAUGGGUGGGACUAAAUUAAGCCAAACAGUGUUUUUGUUGCUGUUUUUAAUUGAAGCCGUCAGUGCUUGUGUUCUGUCAAGUUUAUCUUGCUGCGAUUUAUUCGGUUCAGGGACUGUAUUCAUAAAAUUAAGGAAUGUUGUGUUUUUUCUUUAAAAAAAUGUAAUUAACUAAAUCAAAUUUGCAGUUCAUGAAACUUUUUCUCUUCCUGUUUGAUAGAGGGUGAGAAAGUAGUGAAGCACUGUUUAUCCCCUUCUGUUUUUAUUUAUUUCAUUUUUAGAAUUUUUUUAAAACAGUUUGUGUGAACUCUAAGGAGUUUGAAAAGUUGCCUUGCCAAAAUUAAAAAAAAACAAAAAAAAACAAAACAAAAACAAACAUGCAUUAUAAAAUAGAUUCAUAGAUAGGAAACUUGACAGAGUAUAAUAUUCUACACGCAGUUACUGAAGGGGUUAUUCUAAGAGAGGCAGUGUGGUCCAGUGGUUAAAGAAAAGGGCUUGUAACCAGGAGGUCACACACCCUAGUCUCUGUAAGUCGCCUUGGAUAAAGGUGUCUGCUAAAUAAACAAAUAAUAAUAAAGAGAGAGUGUUUUAAAUAACAGUCCUUAAAAAAACUAUUCCUUAUAACAGUCCUUAGAUUUUCAUGAAUAUGGUCCCUCGAGUAGCCGUGUGGCCAGCCAGAGCCCAGACUCCUUUAACAUGAUCACAGAACCCUUGUCAUGUUCAGCAAGCAGGACUCCAAGCACUUACACUGAUGGUUUUAAUUAUCAUAUAAACAGUUGCUGAAAUAAAUCUGGAUUCUAGGAAAGGAUUUUGUGAAUCCCUUCGUUUGAUUUUAGUGCUGCACGAUUCUAAAAGACAUCAUUAUAUUUUGUAUGGAAGCGAUUGGGCUUUUUUGACAAGAUGAUCGAUUGAUGGGCGAGGCUGUAACAGGUUUACAUGGGCUUUUUAAACGCCUCCUUAGCAAAAGGAAUACUGUGUGUUUAUUAUUUAACAUUCAUCCAAAUCUUUACUGCCUGUACCAAAAAAAAAAAUGUAAAAUAUUAAUAGUUUAAAAAAAAGACAGCACACACAUUUACAAACACGGACUAGAAACAAAAGUACUCGCUUUUAGGUUUUACUAAUAUUUUUUUUAUAUAUAUAUAAAUAUAAAUAUAUCUGUUAUGUCUUGUUGGUUGUGAUGUUUUGAAUUUUAGAGAUGUCUUGUUCAUUGUAAAAAUAAUAAUAAAAAAUAAAAAAUGUGUAAAACAAAAUAAAAAAAAAAAGUCAUUUGGGGCAAAGAAAUUGAUAAUAAAAAUAAAAGUCCAAAGGUUGUUGGUACACUU